CAUCACCGGCGGCCCUUCAACGGGCCAUAAGUCGGAGUUCAGGACCUCAGUGGAUUACGAAAGAGAGACAAAUCCCAAAUGGAAGAACACUCGCAUGGAUUUCAGACUCCAUAACCCAUCUCUCCAAAACAACCUCCUCUAUCUCAACAUCAACUUUUAUUGCACUCGAAUCUUAGGUGACAAACACGUCGGCGGAGUCUGUGUCUCCGUCAAACGCCUCUUCGACAUGACAUCACGUAACGGGACCGCUUCUCAGGCGGUCCGGUAUCCAGUUGUGACUUCCUCCGGGGAAAAGCAAGGCUUUGUUGACUUCUCUUUCGCAUUUGGAGAGCCAAUUCCACAGCGACAAUAUGGGAGUACAAGUAGAGGUACUAAUUAUCGUAUCGCUACUACUCAGGCCAAUGAUAUUGAUGAUCAAGAUAAUCAAGACAACUAUGGGAGUGAUUUGAGCAGCAACGAUGCCAAUGAUAUUGAUGAUCAAGAUAAUCAAGACAAUUACGGAGGUGAUCAGAGUAAUAGUAACAACUACAGGACUUAUAAGGGGAGCAACUACAAGGUUCAUCAGAACCAUGAUUAUGACUAUCGAGAUUAUCAGGAGAACAACUACGAGAGUGAUCAGGGUAACGAUUACGAUUAUGGAGAUGAUCAGGACAACAAUGAUGGAGAUUAUCAGGACAACGGCUACCGAGAUGAUCAGGGCAACGUUUACGAUUACAUGGAUAAUCAAGACAACAAUUACGGGAAUUAUCAGGAGAACAACUAUAGGGGUGAUCAGGGCAACAAUUACGACUACCGAGGGAAUCAACAAAAUAAUUAUGAGAAUUAUCAGGAGAACAACUACGGGGUUAAUCAGGACAACAAUUACAAUGAUCAAGAAAAUAAUUACGAAGAUUAUCAAGAGAACUACGGGGGUGAUCAGGGCAACAAUUACGACUAUGGGGAUAAUCAGGAAAACAGUUACAGAAGCAAUGUGGGCAACAAUUACGACUAUGGGGAUAAUCAGGAAAACAGUUACAGAAGCAUAAUGUUAUUGAAAGAAAAAAAAAAAAAAAAUUUCUGGCCAAUCAAACCCCACUGCGAGUCCUGAGGGUUUGAAACAUUAUGCUUCUAAUGUGUUCUUUUACACGUUUUAUGGGAUUGUUGGUAGCUAGUCAACAUCUCUCUGUUUCGUCUAAGGAUUACUGUGCUCUGUUUAGUACAAGUGGUGGAGUGUGUUUGGUGUAUUUGUUUCAUUUAAGCUCUAUUUAGGUAGAGAAUUUGACUGGAGAUUUGGAAAAGAAAGAAAAGAAAAAGAAAAUGUAGAUAAAAUAUAAAAAAAAUAUAUUUAUAUUUCACCUAUUUUUACAUAUUUUUUUUCUUUCUAUUUUAAUAUUCGGUCUGAAAUCUCUCAACUAAAAACCUCGAUUCUUUUUUCAUCAAAAGAUAGGUUUUGGACUCUGCUCUCACAGUUGACCAUCUAAUUGGACAUCCAAUCAGAGAGAAAUUGUUUGGUUUGG
Messenger RNA from Camellia sinensis, 1496 nucleotides. RefSeq lists its product as uncharacterized. NCBI's taxonomy places the organism in Eukaryota, Viridiplantae, Streptophyta, Magnoliopsida, Ericales, Theaceae. Gene Ontology annotation, biological process: defense response. The record is from RefSeq and is a predicted model, not a curated record.